AUCCACUGUCGUCCUCUUCUGCAUUGUACCUGACUUGCCAUUUUGCACACAUACCGACGUGCCCACACGCUGAGUCCUUUCCGCCGUGCCCGUCAUCUCGCCGUCGCACACAGCUCCGCGUGCUUGAGCCAACCAAGAGCACGCACAUUACACCACGCCACAGUUCGACGAACGGCCUACCAGCGUACUCUUGCUGUUCGUUCGCAUCUCGAAGCCAUCCGUUCGGUCACCCUCUCGCGAUGGCCGCAAUGUCGAACCCUAUGCAGCCCACUCCCGGCGGAGGCGGAGCAGGUCCUUUGCCAGCCCACGCAGCCAUGAAUCCCGCUUCCGCAGCAGCUGCAGCGGCAGCAGCCUCCGCUCACUCGAACCCAGACUUGGACAAGCAACGCGUCGCCCUGAUCCUCGACAUUAACUCGCACCUUCUCGAGACAAUCCAAGCGCUGCAGGCCAGCGGCAAAGGAGGUGACGUGCAGUCGCAGUCGAAUGCGUCCGCACCGGGUUCGGCCUCUCCAGAUGGUAGCGGCGCCGGUGCAGAGCACAAGAAGCCGUCGCGCGAAUACGUCGAGCCCCUCCGUCGCAUGCAAGCCAACCUCGCUUACUUGGCCUCCCUCGCCGAGCGCCAUCAGAAGCCCAAUGCUACUCCCUCCAACGCACCACCCUGGCCACAGAUCAUGACUGCUCCGCCGGGCGACGAGAAGCUCGCAGCGAUGUACAACCGCCUGCAGUCCUUGUUUCCCCAGUGGAAGGUUCACCAGCAGCAGAUGCUGCAGGCUGCCCAGGCCCGCCAGGCCGCGUCCGGCGCCCAGCACCUACAGCAAGCCGGUGCCAUGCCCGUUCCAAAUGCCAUGGUUGCAGCCCAUGCGCCCGGUUCGGUCGGUCCAGCAGCUGGCGAUACCACAAAUAUGGGUUGAAAUGCCUUGUUCUCAUAUUUUUCUUCUAUAUUGUUCUCCUAUGCGGACUCCGAGUCCCCAUCCACACUUCUACCUUAUGCUCUCCUCCUUCCCUUCGCUCUCGCAUUGGGCGCCUCGGGAAGACGAUGUUCAUCUCCUUCCAAGCAUCAUUACCGUACCACACAAUCGAUUGUCUUCCUCGCUACAUGCAGCAGCUGUGAGGCGGUCGAACAUUGGCUAUCGAUCCGUAAAUGCUCUUGGGCUAUUGCUUCUCUCCCAGACGAGCGAAAACGCAUUCUCUGGUGCGAAAGCAUGGAGCAGCGUCCUCCAUAUUACGAUAGGGGAAAUGACGUCGAAAACGUCCUCUUAACGCUACUGCGGUAUCGACUCGAGCGUUUCCGCAUUGUUGUCACCUGGCAGGCCUUGAUCAAAAGGCACGAGCUGGAGACCCCCCUGCCGCCGUACACUGUCGAUGCGGCUUUCGUCGACAAAGCUGGCUGACGACUUCAGAGUCGUGUUGGGAAUCAGGUCUAAAUCGUGGGCUCCGCGCAACCGGGCCCGUCGCUACGUCUAGCUCGGGAUGGGCAGAGAUUAGGUUGAACUGCUCGAGAGGAUGACGGACGUGACGGAUGAAAUUGGCAUGCUUCCGUUGAUGAGUUAUCCAGAGUGACUGAUGCUCGUGAGCGUCGGCCGCACAAGACAAACAAUUGGGAUACAUUGGGCUCUGAAACGGCAGCUGCCAUUAGUACUUUCAGUAGUAGUCGUAGUAGUACAGCAGGUGCAAUAGUAACGAUACUAGUCGCGGCAGAAGCAGCGUCGUCAUCUGGCCCCAAUUCAUCCAUGUCUCAGUCCA
Verruconis gallopava is the source of this 1743-nucleotide messenger RNA. RefSeq lists its product as uncharacterized. The transcript has a single exon. The record is from RefSeq and is a predicted model, not a curated record. NCBI's taxonomy places the organism in Eukaryota, Fungi, Ascomycota, Dothideomycetes, Venturiales, Sympoventuriaceae. The coding region runs from base 240 to 911 and encodes 223 amino acids.